Orbilia oligospora ATCC 24927 is the source of this 522-nucleotide messenger RNA. RefSeq lists its product as uncharacterized. The record is from RefSeq and is a predicted model, not a curated record. Bases 1 to 522 code for a protein of 173 amino acids. Lineage: Eukaryota; Fungi; Ascomycota; Orbiliomycetes; Orbiliales; Orbiliaceae. The transcript has 4 exons.
AUGGGGCCGCUCGCUGCAAAGUCCAUGACGAAGAUGGGCUUGACGCCAUUAGAAGGUCUUCCCGGUGGGCUUCAAAGCGCUCACCGGAACGACAGAUUUCUCAGAAAUUCUGGCGACGAAUCCGCCAACAGCAGAGCCAACUCUUGCCGUCGAACUGUUUCUCGACAGGAUUCUGGGAUUCUUCGGGUCAUAUUGGUUAAAGUUAAGGGACGCGAGAGAGGGGUCGACGCUGUAGUUUUUGCUGGCGGUAUCGGAGAAGGCAGUCCGAGGUUUCGAAAGAUGAUUAUGAAGCGAUUGGAUGACUUGAACGGUAGCUCUGAUGGUGUGGACGAUGAAAAGAAUCAUGGGGGCGAAAGUCGCGAGGUUCCUAUUCGAUCGGUGAUGGAUUCGGAAAAGUUCGGCUCAUGGUCUGCAAAACAAACGAGGAGCUUGAGAUGGCAGAAGGAUUUCUUGAAGAUAAUAGUCUCUGGUAAGAGACAACCCGAGCCGUCUACUGAUGAUUGCGGUGUCGAGGCUUGUUGA